Molecule: messenger RNA, 2868 nt
Organism: Anarrhichthys ocellatus (wolf-eel)
Lineage: Eukaryota; Metazoa; Chordata; Actinopteri; Perciformes; Anarhichadidae
Product: G-protein coupled receptor 55
Exons: 3
Coding region: 311-1246 (311 amino acids)
Biological process (GO): positive regulation of Rho protein signal transduction; phospholipase C-activating G protein-coupled receptor signaling pathway
Cellular component (GO): plasma membrane
Molecular function (GO): G protein-coupled receptor activity
Source: RefSeq, a predicted model, not a curated record
GCAACAAGAUUUUCCACUGCACAAUGUACAUGAGAAAGUGUACAUGAGUUAGUGUUGCAUUUAAAUGGUAGCACAACAGCGCUUUCUUUAAUUAUUUUAAUUUCAAGCCAGACUUUCAUUGUUAAUAUUAUAAAUUUAGACGAUAUAUGUAAGGAAUACGUAUAAAGGAAUUGCAAAAUAUUUUAGACUUGAUAUUAGUUGGAACGACAUUGAUCUAAUUAGCAUAGACCUCGAUCUGGAUCACUUGAAUGGGCCAACGACAUACUGCCUACGUCUGCCAACACUAUCUAUCAGCAGCAGCAACGACACCAUGACAAGCAACUGUUCGCUUGAAGUGGUGGACCACCUGAUGAGAUAUUUGGAGCUGUCCAUCUACAUCCCCAUCUUCCUCUUUGGUUCCAUCCUCAAUGUUGCAGCGCUCUUGGUGUUCUGUGUCUUUCUGCGUAAAUGGACGGAGUCCACUAUCUACAUGACCAGCUUGGCUUUGAUGGACCUGCUCCUCCUCUUUCCUCUUCCCUUCAAAAUGAACGCCACCCAUCACCUCUGGCCUGCCUACCUCCAACCUCUCUGUUCGGUGUUGGAAAGCCUGUAUUUUGGUGGGACGUAUGGCAGCAUCUACACCAUCAUGUGCAUAGCUGUGGACCGAUGGGUGGCCAUCUGCCACCCGUUCAAAGCCAAGCAACUGCGUUCACCCAAACUGGCCCUGGGGACCUGCAUCGGGGUCUGGGUGCUGGUGCUGGCAGCGGUCUCUUCGACCACCUAUCGCUUCAGGGAGGCCCAGCAGACGAACUUGCACUGCUUCCACGAGUUUUCAGAGAAAGGCUGGAGCCCUCCGCUCAUCAUCUGCGUGCUGGUGUUUGGCUUCCUGGUGCCUGCGUUGGUGGUGGUUUACUGUUCGGUCCAGACCAUCUGGGCGCUUCAGCGGUCUGGCCAGCGCAGCGCCCAGAGCCGCGCCUGUGUGAAGAUCAUCUACAGCAGCCUGAGUGCCUUCCUGCUUCCUUUCAGCCCCAGCCACCUGGGCAUCCUCCUGCAGUUCCUGGUACAUCAAGGAGUGAUUCAAGACUGCGGCAACAAGACGAGGAUCAGCCUGUUCCUACAGACGGCGUUGUGCCUGUCCAACAUCACCUGCUGUCUGGACGCUCUGUGCUACUACUUCAUCGCUCAUGAGGUGAGGAGCCCCAGACAUACCUUCAGGGUAUCAACGAUCGGCCAAAGAAGAGCCACCUACAGCACUUCAGAGGUCUGAACGCACACUUGACUAUUAAAGUAAAACAUGAUAUUUGUACUCAGAGGAUGGCUGGAGGUCUGGCUUCAUGUAUUUUAGCAGGGCAUUGAAACUGAAAAAGAGACGGUAUUGUUUCCAGUAGCUGAUGGGUGAAGCGUGGCAUGCGCUAAGAGUAACGGGUCUGAGUGCGAUCUCAUUUAACGACUGUGUUUGAGAGUAAGGCUGAGGGGAAAGGGUCUGAUGAGCUCUGAUACAGGAUUUGGUCCAGCGACAGGAAGCCCGUAUUGAUGCCUCUGUAACCUCAGAUAGCCCUGACACCCAAAAUGUAGGAGAUUGUGAGAUUGUGAGAUGGCUUCAUGUCGUCCAUUCCUGCACACCGAUUAACUGAUGCGGGGUACGAUUCACUUCAAAGCAGUGAAAUCAUUGCAGAGCUUUGUAGUCAAAGGCGGCAAUAAACUUUGGACCAAUGUGGUUCAAUAGCAUCUCGUAUAUAAAAUGCAGAUUUAAAUAAAAAGACAACUUGAACAAGUAAAUUAUCAAAACUGAAGCAAGUAGUAAGUAGUAAGUAAGUAAGUAAAUUAAUGUAACUUACAUAAUUCAUUCAAAUAUUAAUUCAAAUAUUGACUUACCUAAUAUCAAGACACCAACCAGUUGAGAUCUGAAAACACAUGAAUAUAUGGUUAUUAUUAAUUGAUAAUUAGUUAUAAAUAAUAGCUUCUUGACAACAUAUUUUUUAUCAACUCAAACCGAUACUUCAUCUAUCGGUGAUUACUAAGAAAACUGGGAACAUAGCUUGAAAAGUGUAUUCAACCCAUGCAUUCUGGGAAUUCUGACGUUUUUAUUUGUUUUGUAUUUGGUCAUGGAGGGACGUUUGAGUGUUAAUCUUGUACAUUUCUUAUGUAAAUAAAACCUGAGGCUGAGUGACAAACAUGUUCUGCUUGUAUAGAUUUUAAAUUGAUCUUGACCAUAUCAACUAUAUAUAUAAAUAUAAUAUAAUAUAAAUAUACGAUAUACAUAUUAAAGGACAUGCUAUUCGUCAUGAUGACAUAUGUGAAUAUGUAUGAAUAUAAAUAUGCACUUUUUAUUAGUUUUUUUAAUUACAUUUUUUACAAUGCAACUUCAGACGUGCAAUAAUAUUAUUAAAAUUGUUUAAAGCCAGAUAUUAAUAGCCUCACCUGUGUACUGUUGUGAUAUUAGUAUGUUUACGAGGACGUUUGAUUGACGUGAAUGUCAGAGCCAAACCCAAACAGGAAGUUGCACUCGCAGUACAUUAAGCCGCUCUCUGUUUUAUUUUGCUCACGUUGAACAGAGUUGUGGCAACAGUGGAAGGUUUUACAUAAGUCUCAAUUAGGGGAUUUUAAUGUGUAUUAAUGAAAGUAUAAAACUUUAUUUUAUGAUACCGUCAUGUUUUGGUUUACUUGCAUCACUUGUGUCUCGAUACUUUUGCACAAGCCUUCUCUUUGUUGACUUUCUCUGUUGUCUGUGCUCAAUUCAGUUUUGUUUCCGUUUUAAUUUCUGUUUCUGUUGUUUUUCUCAAAGUGUAAUUUGUUUUUAUGAAGCCAUGGAGAUUCUUGAUCUGCUCUUUUUCUGUUCUUCAGUGCAAGUGGUCUGAAAAAUAAAGUAAGCCCAGACAAGAACAUAAA